Molecule: messenger RNA, 1248 nt
Organism: Manduca sexta (tobacco hornworm)
Lineage: Eukaryota; Metazoa; Arthropoda; Insecta; Lepidoptera; Sphingidae
Gene: Rad9
Product: cell cycle checkpoint control protein RAD9A
Biological process (GO): DNA replication checkpoint signaling; mitotic intra-S DNA damage checkpoint signaling; cellular response to ionizing radiation
Cellular component (GO): checkpoint clamp complex
Source: RefSeq, a predicted model, not a curated record
AUGAAAUGUCACAUACCGGGUGCGAACGUUAAAGUUUUAGGGCGAACUGCACAUGCGUUAGCUAGAUUUGGAGAUGAGUUAUACUUGGAAUCGCUACCAGACUGCAUACUCUUGCGGACUCUGAAUGCCGCUGAGUCGGCUUACGCUAUGGUUAAGUUUAAUAAAAACUUCUUUACGUACUUCAACUACAACUACUACUCAACAGAAGAUAAUGAAGGAUUAAAAUGUAAAAUAUCGAUGAAAUCAGCACUCAAUAUAUUCAAAUCUCCAGCACACAUGGACAAACAAGUCGAAAAUUUGGAAAUAAAACUUGAUGCUGAAUCAUGCAAAUUAAUAUUCCAGCUGAAAUGUCGACACGGUAUUGUGAAAACACAUUUCGUAUCAAUAUUAGACUGCAAGGCAAUGCAAGCAGUUUAUACAAAGGACUCUGUGCCCAAUAGAAUAACAUCACCACAAAGAAUACUAUCAGAAGCUUUGGGUAACUUCCAAAGUUCUGAUGACCAAGUAACACUAGAAGUAUCAUCACAAUCACUAAUAAUGCGUAAUUACGUAGACACCAAUGUAGAUUUAACAAAAAUUAUAAGGACUCAGAUAAGUUUAAAACCUUCUGAGUUUGUUAUGCAAUUGAAGCGAGAAACAACAAUUACAUUCACAUUAAAAGAAUUCAGGGCUUUAUUAGCAUUUGCAGAAGCUUUGAACUUACCACUUCAGCUACAUUUUGAAACAACAGGGCCAGUAGUGUUUAUUGUUCAUAAUGGUUCUACAUUUGAAGCCCAUUUUGUUCUCGCCACAUCAAAGUGUGAUAGUGCUUCGCAAGCUACAUCAACGCAACAUACAAAUGUUGAAAGAAGUAAAAGAAAGGACUCAAAUUCCACUCUGGGGUCAGCAAAGAAGAAACCGCACCUUGAAGUAGACAUAUCAAAAUGCUUAGAUGAAGAUUCUCAUUUGUUUAACUUUAUCGACAUUCCUGAAGAAGUUAUGCUUAACAAAACCAGUACCAAUGGUAAUAUAGAAAAUAAAAGUAAAAGUAGUGGGAAGACAGAGGAGCCAAUGGAUUGUGAUAACAUUCCAGCAUCACCUGCAGCAAAGAAUAUGAUCAAAUCAGUAUUCAAGAGAUGCUUUGAAAGCACAUUUGAUCCAAGAAAUUUACAUGGUGCCAUUCUAGCAGAAAAUUCUGACAGUGAGUAAAUAUAUAUUGGAUAUAUUAUGUAUAAAUUCAGCUGUACAUAUAUUUAUUUUAAAACCAAA